This is a messenger RNA of Seriola dumerili (greater amberjack), 1308 nucleotides long. It is a transcript of the gene hsd17b7, whose product is annotated as 3-keto-steroid reductase-like. Gene Ontology annotation, cellular component: endoplasmic reticulum membrane. Lineage: Eukaryota; Metazoa; Chordata; Actinopteri; Carangiformes; Carangidae. The record is from RefSeq and is a predicted model, not a curated record. Gene Ontology annotation, biological process: cholesterol biosynthetic process. The transcript has 9 exons. Gene Ontology annotation, molecular function: estradiol 17-beta-dehydrogenase [NAD(P)+] activity; 5-alpha-androstane-3-beta,17-beta-diol dehydrogenase (NADP+) activity; 3-beta-hydroxysteroid 3-dehydrogenase (NADP+) activity. The coding region runs from base 65 to 1075 and encodes 336 amino acids.
CUUGUUGCAUUGAGAGAACAUUUGACCGUUUUCUGUAGUUUGUUUCCAGUUUAGACCUGAAAAGAUGAACAAGGUGGUUUUGGUGACAGGAGCAAAUAGUGGCAUUGGCCUGGCACUUUGUGAGCGUCUCCUCUCCCAGGACACUGAGGGUCUACAGCUGUGUCUGGCCUGCAGGAACAUGCGUCGGGCUCAGGCUGCUCGCUCUGCCCUCCUCACCUCUCACCCCACAGCUCAGGUGGCCCUGCUGCAGAUGGACACCAGCAGCAUCUCCUCCGUCAUCAGUGCUGCACACGAAGUCAAACUCAGAUAUAACCGACUGGAUUACCUCUACCUGAAUGCAGGCAUCAUGCCAAACCCACAGUUUGAUGUAAAGGCCUUUUUCAGAGGCCUCUUCUCCAGCAAUAUCAUCACCAUGUUUGCCACUGGCGAGGGGAUUCUGACGCAGAAAGACAGUGUCACCUCUGAUGGCCUGCAAGACGUUUUUGCCACCAACCUCUUUGGUCACUUCCUUCUAAUCAGGGAGCUGGAGCCAGUUCUGUGUAACGCAGGUCGGACCUCGCAGCUGAUCUGGACCUCCUCCAGUAACGCUCACCGCUCAGCCUUUAACCUUGAGGACAUGCAGCACCAGAGGGGCACCCAGCCCUACAGCUCCUCCAAAUAUGCCUCCGACCUGCUCAGCCUGGCGCUCAACACACACUACAACAAACAGGGUCUGUACUCAUCUGUGAUUUGUCCUGGUUUUGUGAUGACCAGUCUGACCUACGGCAUCCUGCCCUCCUUCCCAGCAUUCCUCUGGACCCUGCUAAUGCCUAUUUUCUGGCUUAUACGAAUGUUCACCAAUACUUUUACCCUGACACCUUAUAAUGGAGCUGAAGCCCUGUUCUGGUUGUUUAAGCAAAAGCCUGAAUCACUGGACCCACAAGUCAAGUACCACAGCUUAACGUCUGGACUGGGCACCAACUACACACAACCAUGUAAGAUGGAUAUCGAUUUGGAAACAUCAGAGGUUUUGUAUGAGAAAUUACUGCAUCUAGAAAGUGAAGUGAGGAAGAAACUGAAGGAAAAGCAACAAUAAUCCCACAGUGGUCCUGCAGGAUCUCGAUCAUCUUGAUGCACACAGUGCCUGGAUGGAGAGAGCUUUAUUCCUGUCUCGCAGGUCACUUGGGAGCAACAUGUACACUGGAUGUCAGACUUCGCUAUAAUAACAUUCUUCAUGCUCAGCAACAUGCAAGCCAGAACUGAAAAGCAGGGGUGAACAAGAUACAGUGACUCUGUAAGUUUGAUUUGCUGUUUCCACCUGUAUGUGUA